Messenger RNA from Brassicogethes aeneus, 4014 nucleotides. The record is from the annotation of a GenBank genome assembly. NCBI's taxonomy places the organism in Eukaryota, Metazoa, Arthropoda, Insecta, Coleoptera, Nitidulidae.
GAACAACUGAAAAUAGAACAAACUUUUGUUUCAAAACCUCGUUAAACGUAUAAGUGGUGAUUGUUCGGGGAGUUGUGAAUACUAAAGUGAUAAAAAUUGACUUUUUCAGUUAUAAUUGUGUCGUGGUGGAAUUUGAGGAUUCCAUGUGAACCGGCAAUUUGUAAAUGAACUUGCUGGGGAUUUAUCGAGCAAAUUACGAGACGCCAUGCAUUCAAAACAGCGAUAAUUAAAGCUCAUAAAUCGGCGUUCAACAGCCCUGCAAAUCAAAUCGGUGGUCCUGGGGUAGCAGAAGCACAACCCGUUCGGCCCCCACAACCCCCAUCGUAUCCAGCGCUCACCUGGCCCACAGGAGAGUAUCGUAGCGGCCAGCCGUAACCUCAGAUCCAAAACAGUGGCGCAGUCAGCCGAGGCAGUGGCGUCGGCGACUACGCUAUGCACGCCAAUGUUGGGUGUGACAGAAACUCGUGGCGGCUGCCUCCCGACGAAACGCUUCAAGUGGCCGACCCCAAGGCCAAGAAGGCUGAGGUAGGUGACGAAGAGGAGCUAGCAUUGCACGAGGAUGAGGGUCACAACUGGUGGUCGAUUAUAUUUUCCUUAUUGGUGAUAGGCUUAGUGAUAUCUGGAAUAGUAACCGCCAUUUAUUUAGCAGGAUACGUCGACGAACUCCUCUAUUGGCAUGGCCAAAGAAUGCAACUAGAGGAAUUCUUACAGGACGAAUUAAAUCCCAAAAGAUUACCUUCGACAUGGAUAUCUCACUCCCACUUCGUUUUUCAAGCUGAUGAUGGAAGUUUGGCUGUUUUAGAUACUAGUAAAAAUUUUACAAUUUCGAUUUUAGUAACUAAUCAUACUUUGAGACAACUGAAUGUAAGAGGAUAUCAGUGCUCUCAUGACCUUAAGUUCGUGCUUUUUCAACAUAAUGUUAAAUCAGUAUACAGACAAUCCUUUACGGCGCACUACACCAUCUAUGACGUAUCCAAAGACCAUUACAAACCACUAGCGUUAUCAGAUGUACACUUAGCUCAGGAAUUAAGAUCAAGUCAUCAUAUUCCGGUCCGGUUAGAAGUGUCACCGAAAGUUCAGCCCGAGCGUCUUCAGUACGCUAGGUGGUUAGGUCUUACUACUUCCCUUCUUCUAGUGUUUAACAACGACAUCUACCUGAGAAAAUCGCCGACCGACGAAACGGACACCAGGUUAACGGACUCGGGGAAACCCGACUUAGUAUACAACGGCAUCCCUGACUGGUUGUACCAAGAGGAUGUGUUGCAAAGCCAGGAGGCCUUAUGGAGUUCCUACGACGGUACUCACCUAAUGUAUGCCACUUUUAACGAUAGCGACGUAGGUAUUUUAAAUUUUCCUUGGUUCUCGACCAACAAGGCACAAACUGCGCCUCAUUCCUUUCCUGGUUCUAGGACUGUUAGAUACCCCACGCCUGGAACUACAAACCCCAGUGUUGACUUAUGGAUAUUAGAUAUGUCCAACACAUCAGACCUGCAAAGGCAUCUUGUUCUUCCACCAAAUGCCUUAAUAGGACAAGAUUACUAUUUAACAUCCGCAGGCUGGAUAGGUCUAAAAAAUACCCAAGUAUCAGCAGUGUGGAUAAACCGCGCUCAAAACCUUAGUAUAGUAUCAUCUUGUUUGGCACCAAACUGGACGUGUAUUGAGACUCAUGCAGAACGAGCCCUGGAAAAAUCGUGGCUGGAAAUCCAGGAACACCCAGUAUUCUCCCCGGACGGCGAUAGUUUUCUGAUACUGGCACCAGUUAUGGAAGGCAGCAAGGAAUCCUACACGCACAUAAAACACGUUUCCGUUACGCAGCAACACAUAGCUGUGAUUAGUCAUGGUAGGCACGAAGUUCUUAAAAUUUUGUACUGGGACACGCACAGUCAUCUAAUAUACUACCUUUCAACUGAGGACCAAAAACCAGGUCAAAAACAUCUCUACGUCGUCCGGGAUCCAUCCACUGAUGAUGCUCGACGUUUAGAAUCACACUGUAUCACGUGUGAUUUGGGUGAUUUUUUAUGGAGUAGUAGAUAUCUGUAUGGAAAUUGUACACACUAUAGUGCUUUGAUAAGUCCUAGACACCAGUCUUCGAACGCAUCCUACUACAUCCUUCAGUGCGAAGGACCAGGUCUUCCAUUAUCCGGGAUGCACAACGCGCAGACCCACAAACUGUUAAAAAUAUUGUACGACACCCGACCGCAAAAAAUGCCGUUGCUCGAAAGGUUCGCAAUGCCCAAAAAAAAAUCCUUCGAGGUCCCUCUGCCGCAAGGAUCUAGAGCUCAGGUGCAGCUUUUUUUGCCGCCAUCCUGGAGGGAAGAGCUCAGGGAUGCUGCCUAUCCUGUUAUAGUUGAAGUUAAUGGUAGGCCGGGUAGUAAAGCAGUUACAGAGCAAUUCAAAGUAGAUUGGGGGACUUACAUGUCUAGUCAUUGCGACGUUGUCUAUGUUAAGUUAGAUGUUAGAGGCGCUAAGGGCCAAAGUGAUGGAGCUUUGUACCGUAAACUUGGUGGUGUGGAAGUUCAAGACCAUGUGACGGUUUUGGAAUACCUGUUAGAUAAUCAUAAGUAUUUAGAUAGGACAAGAAUAGGUCUUUGGGGAUGGGGGUUUGGUGGUUACGUUACUUCCAUGGUUUUAGGUUUAGGCAAUCAACAAAAAAUUUACAAAUGUGGAAUUGCUGUUAGUCCAAUAUCAGAUUGGUUAUAUUAUAAUUCAGCUUUUACGGAGAAAAUCCUUGGACUUCCAACAGAAAAUUAUAAAAGCUACGUGGAAGCAGACGCGAGCCAAAGAGCAAAGAACAUUCCAAAAUUGUCUUUCUACCUUAUACACGGCUUAGCCGAUCUGGUGGUGCCCUACCAGCAUGGUAUCUCCCUAGCUAGAGCCCUCUCCGAAGCCGGUGUCCUCUUUAGAUACCAAAGUUAUGCUGAUGAGGGCCACGAGCUGACAGGAGUAAUAGAGCAUGUCUACCGUUCCAUGCAAUCUUUUUUCGAAGAGUGCCUUAACCUGGACACAGAAGAAAAGGAGAAGGAGAAACGAGCCAAAUUGGAAAUGGAAAACACAUGAAAAACGCUUCUUAGUUAUAUACGACACUAUCACCACGUUAUAGCCUUUAAAAGACUGUUCGCGAACAGCCCCAAUACCUCCCACCCUCGGCCACGAGCGAACUCAAAAGAUCGAUUUCAUUAUAUUUCUAAGGGUUAAUCAACAAAGUUAAAGUUAUUUAUUAGCAAUAAAUCAGAAUAAAAAGGUUCUUUGAGUUUUGUUAAUGGCAAACUCCCCCCUACCCCCUCGGUUUCACUGGCUGUGGCUGUGAAGUGAAAACGAACAGAUAGUGAGAAAAGCCGCUGUUUGGCAGGCAAACAAGCAAUCAAUAAUGCUGUGCAACAAUGAUUCCCAGUACAGAUAUGACAACACGAAAUGAAAGUACUAGAACUAGCUAUUAUAUCAUAAAAAAACAUACGCGGUGGAUCAAAUUGGAUCAACAUUUUAUUUUGGGCCAUUGGACCCACAUUUAUUUUCAUUACUCAGCUUUAUAUGUCCAUCAAACACUGUAAUUUGAUGACAUAAGACGUACCUAAACCGUAAAAAAUAAAUUCUGCUACAGUUGUAGACCGGACUUUACAAAAAGAGAAAACCUACGCAGGUAACUUUUUUAGACUUUUGUAGCUUAGUUUUAUUAAGGAUUAAAAAAAUGCGUUUUAUUGACGAAGAAAUAAAGCCCGGUCUACAAUUGUCGCAUAAUCUUUUACCGCUUACGUCUUACGUUAACCAAUCACAGUGCUUGAUUCAUUGACGUAAGACGUAAGCAGUAAAAUAUACAUUCUGCGACAUUUGUAGACCAGACUUGAGGCUUAAAAAAAGUUUUGAUACAAUUUGAUAAACAGCGUACGAGAUUUUUAAAUAAGUAAUAUAAUAGUACUUUCGUGCCAUGUUGUCAGAUCUUCGUUCGAAUAUUUGUGUUGCACUGUGCAAUCAUCAUAUUGAUAUCAUAAUUAUUAUUAAAUUAUUAGUGAGUUACGA